UUUCUCAUUCUCUGAUCAGAUAAAUAUGGCCUUGAUCGCAUUCCUUGCUCUCUCUCUUCUCCUUAAUGGAGCUCUUGGCGAGCUUGUAUGCGAGCAGUUGCCCGUUGAUUUCUGCUCAUAUUCAAUUGCAACUUCUGGGAAGCGAUGUUUGCUGGAGAAUUACGCCACGAAAGAUGGAGGUGUUAAGUACCAAUGCAAGACAUCAGAGGUUGUUGUAGAUAAACUGAACGAAUGGAUUGAGAUCGAUGAAUGUAUUACUGCAUGUGGCCUCAAUAGAAACACUGUUGGUAUCUCAUCAGACUCUCUCCUUCAGCCUCAGUUCUUGACUAAACUUUGCUCAAAGUCGUGCUCUCAAGCUUGCCCCAACAUCGUCGAUCUCUACUCCAAUUUGGCCCUAGCAGAAGGAGUUUACUUGCCAAACCUGUGCGCCAGUCCCCGCCGUGCCAUGUACCAGACUAGAAGCAAUGGUGAUGCAGCCCCUGCACCAGCCUCUGUUGGAGCCCUUCCACCCGAAUCUGCCAUAUCUAGUGCUGCUGAUGUCGCUUGCGCUCCAACUUCCAUUUGA
This is a messenger RNA of Populus euphratica (Euphrates poplar), 565 nucleotides long. RefSeq lists its product as uncharacterized. The record is from RefSeq and is a predicted model, not a curated record. NCBI's taxonomy places the organism in Eukaryota, Viridiplantae, Streptophyta, Magnoliopsida, Malpighiales, Salicaceae. The coding region runs from base 26 to 565 and encodes 179 amino acids. The transcript has 3 exons.